This is a messenger RNA of Eublepharis macularius, 1546 nucleotides long. It is a transcript of the gene LRRC74A, whose product is annotated as leucine rich repeat containing 74A. Lineage: Eukaryota; Metazoa; Chordata; Lepidosauria; Squamata; Eublepharidae. Bases 1 to 1452 code for a protein of 483 amino acids. The record is from RefSeq and is a predicted model, not a curated record. Gene Ontology annotation, molecular function: protein binding; calcium ion binding. The transcript is spliced from 15 exons.
AUGGAUUUUUUCAUCUUUGACUCUGAUGAAGAGGGAGACCAGGAUGGCAAGAUGUCAGAAGGCAGCACAUCUGAGGAGGCGGAAUCUGCUUUUGAGGCCACUGACAAUGAAGAGGAGAAAGAAAGGGCAGAGAAUUCUGACACAGACCUUGAAAUAGAAGAUGCUGAGCGGUCGUUUACAACCAUAAAGGGUACGGAGCUGUACAAAGAGGCUUGCAAGCUGGUGGGAGUGAUUCCUGUCUCUUACUUCAUUCGGAACAUGGAGGAGCCCAUUAUGAACCUCAACCAUCAUGGGCUAGGACCUAAGGGAACCAAAGCCAUUGCCAUUGCUCUAGUUUCCAACACAACCAUCACCCACUUAGAGCUAGCGGAUAACUGGAUUCUGGGCGAAGGAGCCACAUCCCUGGUUCAGAUGCUGCGGGAGAACUGCUACAUCCAAGAGCUGAACAUUUCCAAUAAUCACCUUGACACAGACGGCGCGGAAGCCAUCUGCAGGAUGUUCCUUGAUAAUAUUUCGAAUAUCCGGGCCAUCCAGCUUGCAGGGAACAACUUUAGGGAAGAAGCAGCACCGUACUUUUCUGAAUCGUUGAUGGGCAAUUACAGAGUGAUUGAGCUGGAUCUCAGCCACAAUGAGUUUGCUGAGAAGGGAGGCGAGCUUCUGGGACAGAUGCUGGCCAACAACGAAUCCCUGGAGGUUCUGAAGCUGAGCUGGAAUCACCUGCGGAUGAAGGGAGCAGUGGCCCUGAGUGCUGGUCUCAGGACUAAUGCAACACUGAAAGUGCUUGAUGUCUCAUGGAACGGUUUUGGGAAUGAAGGUGCUUUUGCCCUUGGAGAAGCCCUCAAAGUCAACAACGUGCUGGCCGAGCUAGACAUCAGCAGCAACCACAUCAACAAUGAAGGGACUAUAAAGUUGAGCAAAGGUUUAGAAGUCAAUGGGAAUCUCCGAGUCCUGAAGAUGUCACAUAAUCCUAUGACAGUAGAAGGUGCCAUCGCACUCAUCACAUGCAUCAGAAGGAACUCAAAAUCCAAGAUGGAAGAAAUCAACAUCUCAAAUGUGCUGGUCAAUGAAGGCUUCGUCCGACUACUGGAUGCUGUUUGUGAGAUGCACCCUGAGCUAGAUGUCAUCUAUGGAGGAGUUGGGGGCCACCUGGACAAGAGACAAGAGUGUCGUCCAGAUCCUAUGAAGAUGAUUCAGAACUACUUGGAUAAAAACAAGCUGAGACUUUGGGAUUUCUUUAAGAAGAUGGACAAAGAGGGGACCAUGAAGAUUACUGUGUCAGAGUUUCGGAAAGCCAUGAUGCAGCAAUCCAACAUCCCUCUGGACCGAGUACAGAUUGGUGAACUGGUACACAAGCUGGACAAUGAGAAGACGGGGCUUGUGGACUACAGUAAAUUUAAAGUUGAGGAGCCAGAGCAGAAGCCUAAGGAGGAGGAUAAAGAGGAAGAGCCCUAACCAGGUCCAAAAGUCAGAGGCCUGGUGGACACACGGAACCAGAUGAUGCGCGACCAGCGACGUCAGCUACGACUCGAGGAGUCACGGCAGAAGA